Cornus florida is the source of this 2518-nucleotide messenger RNA. RefSeq names its product very-long-chain aldehyde decarbonylase CER3. The transcript has 11 exons. Gene Ontology annotation, molecular function: iron ion binding; oxidoreductase activity. Gene Ontology annotation, biological process: lipid biosynthetic process. The coding region runs from base 280 to 2184 and encodes 634 amino acids. The record is from RefSeq and is a predicted model, not a curated record. NCBI's taxonomy places the organism in Eukaryota, Viridiplantae, Streptophyta, Magnoliopsida, Cornales, Cornaceae.
UUUCUAUAAGUUGUUGAUUGAUAGAGUGGGAGAAUGAAUAUUUGAAGACUUCCAUAGACACACAGGACAAAAGAUUGAUCACCCAACAAAUUAAACCUCUCAUUCACUCUCUCUCUCUCUCUCUCUCUCUCUGAGGUGUUCCUAUCCGGGGUUUGUUUUUGUCAUUGAAAAGGUUAUAAAGAAAGAUUUGAAUUGAAGAAGGCAUAUAUUAACAGAUCCAUCAUCCAUCAGAAGAAGAUUCAUUGUUUUGACUCAAAUCAAACAUAUCUCAAAAUAUAUAUGGCUGCAACCUUAUCAGCAUGGCCAUGGGAAAACCUGGGCUCCUUCAAGUAUCUGCUAUUUGGUCCUUUUCUUGCAAAAGUAAUGUAUUCUAGACUAAUGGAGGAUAAUAGCAUGAUGGAGGACAUCUGGUGUCUUCAUAUUCUCAUUAUAUGUGCACUUAGAGGUGUCAUAUAUCAGUACUGGACCUCUUUCGCUAACAGCCUUUUCCUCACUCGAAAUCGCCGGAUUAUCCAACAAGGUGUCGAUUUUAACCAGAUUGACAAAGAAUGGGACUGGGAUAAUUUCAUCAUUCUUCAAGCUCUCAUAGCUUCAAUGGGUCGCUACGUGUUCCCCAUCCUUACCGAUAAUAAUCUUCCAUUGUGGGACACAAGAGGUUUUAUUGCAGCAAUGUUACUCCACAUGGGAGUUUCAGAGCCUCUCUAUUAUUGGGCACAUAAACACUUUCAUGGGAAAUUUCUUUUUAACCGCUAUCAUUCAUUUCACCAUUUAUCUACAGUACCCCAGCCCUUUACUGCUGGGAGUACCACUUUCUUGGAGCAUCUUGUAUUAACUGCCAUCAUUGGGGUUCCGGUAGUAGCAACUUGUGUAAUUGGAUAUGGAUCAAAAAGCAUGAUCUAUGCCUAUGUGUUGAUCUUUGAUUUUCUAAGAUGUUUGGGCCACUGCAAUGUUGAAAUUAUUCCCUAUCAGAUUUUUGACACUUUUCCCUUCCUUAGAUAUCUCCUCUAUACCCCAACGUAUCACAGCCUACACCACACAGAGAUGGGCACCAAUUAUUGCCUUUUCAUGCCCCUCUACGAUGCAUUGGGGAACACCCUGAACCCCAAAUCAUGGGAGCUACACAAGAAAAUAACUUCAAAUUCAGGUGAAAAUGGGAGGGUACCGGAUUUCGUAUUCCUGGCGCAUGUGGUGGACAUAACAUCAGCAAUGCACGUGUGCUUCGUUUUCAGGUCAUUUGCGUCGAGGCCGUAUGCAACCAGGAUUUUCCUGUUGCCAUUCUGGCCGGUGUGUUUUGUUGUGAUGCUAGUGAUGUGGGCAAAGUCUAAGACCUUCUUGGUCUCAUUCUACAACCUUAGAAAUAGGUUGCACCAAACAUGGUCUGUACCUCGCUUUGGAUUCCAGUAUUUCCUACCAUUUGCUAGGGAGGGCAUCAAUAAACAUAUAGAGCAGGCUAUUCUUCGGGCUGAUAGAAUGGGUGUUAAAGUCAUCAGCCUUGCUGCACUCAAUAAGAAUGAAGCUCUAAAUGGGGGUGGAACCCUCUUUGUGAUGAAGCAUCCAAAUCUUAAAGUUCGGGUUGUCCAUGGCAAUACCUUGACAGCUGCUGUAAUUCUUAAUGACAUCCCUGAGGAUGUCAAAGAGGUGUUUCUAACAGGAGCUACUUCCAAGCUAGGAAGGGCCAUUGCCCUCUACCUCUGUAGGCGGAAAGUAUCUGUCAUGAUGUUGACUCCAUCAACCGAGAGAUUCCAAAAUAUACAGAAGGAAGCUCCUACGGAGUGUCAAAAGUACCUAGUCCAAGUGACAAAGUACCAAGCAGCCAAAAACUGUAAGACAUGGAUAGUUGGUAAAUGGAUCACACCCAGAGAGCAAUGGUUUGCCCCAUCAGGAGCACAUUUUCACCAGUUUGUAGUCCCACCAAUCUUGGCCAUCAGAAGAGACUGCACUUAUGGUGAUCUUGCAGCCAUGAGGCUACCUGAUGAUGUGGAAGGGCUUGGAGUUUGUGAGUAUACAAUGGAUAGAGGAGUAGUCCAUGCUUGCCAUGCAGGUGGUGUGGUUCAUUUCUUAGAAGGGUGGAGUCACCACGAGGUUGGCGCAAUCGAUGUUGACCGAAUUGAUUUGGUGUGGAAAGCUGCACUAAAACAUGGUCUAAGGCCGGUGUCUGGUGUCAAGAAACAAAACCAUUUCUAAAUUUUCUUCACGUACUGCUACUACUUGAAGAGAUAAAGCAUUGGUUAAUUGGUACACAGACCAUUUGUUCUUCUCUUUGGUAAGGACAAGCCAAUUUAUUCUUUAAUUUUGUCCUUUUUAUUGGCAAAAACAUUUUGUUUAUUCGCAAUUUACCUGAGAUUUAGAUUAAACUGUAAUUCAAUACUAAACAUGUUUUGCUAUAUUAAAUAUAUAUACAGUUCACCAGAUUUAACAUUGUAUACUUUCAACCUCUUCUUUCCUUCUGUUUGAUGAAGAUAUAUGUAUAAUAGAUGGAGGUCAGAUAUAUUUAAAUAAAUUGAUGCAGUUUUAAAAA